AAAAUUGGGACUGGUCAAUCAGUUGUAGUAACCUGCUACUGCCCUGCUGAAUACACUGGCUCACUGAUAAUGGCUGUCCUUGAUAAGAUAGAGAUACUGCAAAAGAGAGGAUUGAAGGAAUUCAUAUUAGGCAACUGUACCAUAUGGGACGUUACUCAGGUUAGCUAUAAACCUAAUCUUUAUUGUACACUAUACAGGUAAAGAAUCCAGAGGUGAAGGAUUUGCUACUACAGGUAAAUGAUUUGAAAGCUGCUUUAAGGGACAAAGAUCAAAGGAUAAUGGCUACUGAAACAGAGUUAGUAAAAUUGAAGGAGCCUUCAGAAAACAGAUUAAAAGAGAUAGAAGCAUUACAAAUAAAGCUUGAAGAGAGUCAAUGCAUUAUUGCUCAUAAUGAGGAACAGAUUAACAAGCUUAAAGAGGUUGUAUUAUCACUUGAGAAGAAAGUUUCAGGGUUAAAAAAGGAACUGGUAUUAAUAUUUGAUCAAAUUCUAAAAGAAGGAGAGACAUCUGGAAUUAUUUCAAUAUUUCCUGAUAAUGUGUAUCUCUUUAGUCCAUCGGCAAAUCACUGUAGGGCAGUGAUUGGUACACUGGAGGACUCACAUCAACUGGUUAACUUGAGCUAUUCAUCGUCUGAUAUUGUUCUGAUGCUAGUGCCAAAGCUGUUGAGUUUAAAAACAAUUGAAAUGCUUACCAUAGAAUAUACUGGUUUAACCCAUGAAUGCAUCCUUACCCUUGCAUCCCUCUUAGCAAGAAAUGAUUCGUUAAAAGCACUAUCUAUCAAUUAUGAUUCCAUUGGAGAUGAUGGUGUCAUAACACUAGCAGAAUCUUUGAGGAAUAAUGGGUCACUCCAAUGUCUAUAUCUUCAUGGGAAUGGUAACAUAACCUCAGCCAGUAUUGGCUCACUGGUUGAGCUUUUACAUUACAAUGAUUCACUUUCAGCACUCUCUGUAUUCCAAACUGGCAUUGGUACUGAUGGAGCAUUGGCCUUAGUUGAUUGUCUCACAACUAAUGGGAAGCUGAAGCUUGCACUGGAUGUACGGCAUAAACAUGCAUGCCACAGUUAUGAAAAUAUUAAAGAUAGAAUAUCUUUUCUAGAAAAUUUAGAAGCUGAUGAUAAAUUCUUUUGUUAACUUGUAUUUCAAAGCUAAUGAAGCUAGGAAACAUGACUUUGUCAACCAUGAUACAUGUUAACUUCACUAGCCAA
Amphimedon queenslandica is the source of this 1204-nucleotide messenger RNA. Its product is annotated as protein NLRC3-like. The transcript is spliced from 4 exons. The record is from RefSeq and is a predicted model, not a curated record. The coding region runs from base 279 to 1130 and encodes 283 amino acids. Lineage: Eukaryota; Metazoa; Porifera; Demospongiae; Haplosclerida; Niphatidae.